This is a messenger RNA of Glycine soja, 861 nucleotides long. RefSeq lists its product as uncharacterized. The coding region runs from base 36 to 632 and encodes 198 amino acids. Lineage: Eukaryota; Viridiplantae; Streptophyta; Magnoliopsida; Fabales; Fabaceae. The transcript has a single exon. The record is from RefSeq and is a predicted model, not a curated record.
UCUCUCUCUCUCUCUCUCUCUCUAUAUAUAUAUAUAUGACUCACAUUCCAAACGACAAUGUAGCCUUCAACAUUAUUAUGGCAAACCUUAGAAUUAGACCACCUUCGAAGGACAAAGACAUCAUUGGGAGGUUCAUGCCCAAUAAUGGUUGCUGCAAGAAGCACCCUAACCACCGCCAAUCUCCUGGUGUCUGUUCUCUUUGUUUGAGACACAAGCUUUCUCAACUAUCCUCAGCUUCUAUGCGUAAAACAACAUUGAUUUCUUCGUGCCGUUCGUCUUCCACCUCUUCUUCUUUGUCCUCCUAUUGCUCCUCUUCCUCCUCUUCUUGCGCCUCUCCUACGCUUCCCUUCCCUUUUCACAAAGAUUCUAAGAGUGGCUCCAAUUCUGUUUCCAUCUUUUUAUUGAGCGCAAAGCAUGGUGGAGUACUCAAAACUGGGUCAAUGAGCGUUCUUGCAACAAGGAGAAGAACAAAAGGUGGUGGUGGUGAUGGUGAUGGUGAUGAUCGUAAUAAGAAGAAAACUGGGUUUUGGUCCAAGUUGCUUCAUCCCAAAACCAAAAGCAAGAGAAUGGAUGAGAUCAAAGGCACUAAGCUGGUUCAUUCUAGGUCUCUAAUAGAAACUAGACAUAUAUAGCUAGUGAUCGAUGAUCAUUUUUUCAUCUCUAAUUAAUUAGUGAUUCUUUCUUUCAUUUGUUAAUCCCACCCUUUAAUUUUUUGGUGGAUUAUAUGUUGUUGAGUAUUAAUUAGUUCAUCUUUCCAAUUUCCUGUAAGCGAAAAAGGAAAGAAAAAUAGAGAUCUUGUAUUGCAUGAUAUGCUUUGUGUAUAUUUUUUUGUAUAUAAAUGAACGCUUUCUGGAUCAUUAA